AGUCCAUUCUCGUACGACUGAAAAAUAAAUCAUCGGUUUGCAGCUCCUUAGCAGGUCCCAAGACGCUGUAGUGCCACCAUUCACCACGUAACUGAACUGUAAUGCCAAGAUGGGUGCCGAGGCGCGCCGACCGAAACGCCGUUUCCGAGGACGGCAUUCCAAUGGUUUUAAAAGACCUUGAGCUCCCUUGACCUUCCCUGUCUGCAGUGGUUGGCAUCAUCACGAUUCAUGAAUCAUCAACAUCAAAUCACCACUCAUCCAACCCGACAUCCCACACUCAACAAUAUUGACAUCGCACCCCGGUCGCUAGUCACCAGCUCCAAACAAACGACCUACUCUUUCGAGUUUAGGUACCUAGUCUAGCAAUCGAUAGCCAACCAGUAUGUCUGGCACAACAACCAUUGACUCGUCGAUGGCAUUCGACCCAUACACCACAACGUCCUUUGACGCUUCCGACCUUCAAACAUAUCCCGACUACUCCCCAAUGUCCUUCUUUGAUACAGAAGACUUCGGUGCAGACUUCUCAUCUGGCUCGGCGGCUUCCCCCUCGUCGCCGCUCUCACCCGCCCUUUCAGCCAGCUCAUUCGGCUUCCCCACGACCGACGCGUGGACCGCCCGGGAUUCGGUAGCGCUCUCCCCCGAGCCCGAGAAGCUCUUUGAGUGCCAGACAUUUGCCUCGUGCUCGCCCUCGAACCCUACCUCGAGCCCGGUCAUCAACCCCUUGGACCUCACCGUCCCACCCUUCUUCCAAUCACCCCAGAUCAUGUUGGCCACCAUCCCCAACCAGCAGCAACCUACCACCACCGCUCUCCCCACGCCCCCGACACCAUCAACAACACCCCCCAUCACCAACACCACCACCAGCACAAAGCGGUACCCAUCCCGCGGACUCAAGCGCAAGUCAGCCAGCAGCCCAUGCGACUCAGAAGAACCCGCCCCCAAGUCAGCCGCCACAUCACCACCAUCCCCCACAACCUCAGCAGCAAACCGCCCCUCCGCCACCCCCACCACCCCCACCGGUACCCCGGCCCCCAAAAAGACAGCCCACAACAUGAUCGAGAAGCGCUACCGCACCAACCUCAACGACAAGAUCACCCAGCUGCGCGACGCCGUGCCCUCCCUGCGCAUACUGGCCCACCAGCGGUCGCCGACAACGACCACAGAUGCUACUGCUGCUGCUGCUGCCGACGUCGACGUGGAUGAGGCUGCCACCGGGAACGGGGGUGGAGGUGGGAGGCUGAAUAAGGCUACUAUUCUGAGCAAGGCGACCGAGUAUAUUAUGCAGCUGGAGCGGAGGAAUCUGGGGUUGGAGGCUGAGAAUGGGGCGUUGAGGGGGCGGGUGGAGGGGUUGGAGAUGUUGUUGAUGGGGAGUGUUAACGGUGGUGAUGACGGUGGUAGUGCUGUUGGGGAGAGUGGGGGUGUGCGGGUUGUGGGGGGUUGGAAUUAGGGGGUUUGGUUGGGGAUUCUUCUUUUUUUGUUUGUUCUCGGGUUGGGCGGGUGCGGAACUUUAGGUUUAUCACGGUAGCGUUGGAAACGGGUUGGCAUUGGGUCAACAGUCGGUGGAUUGUGUCAGGUUGUUAUGAUACCUCGGGAUUUGGGCUGCAUUGGGACGGGAGUUACUCUGGGAAGGGGGUCAAAAUAGUGCUGCGGGUUCCGAGGGGUCGAUUUGAUCAGAUUAAAUUAAUUCUAAGCCACGGUUUAAAGACAAUAUCUCAUCUCUGCG
Molecule: messenger RNA, 1723 nt
Organism: Chaetomium fimeti
Lineage: Eukaryota; Fungi; Ascomycota; Sordariomycetes; Sordariales; Chaetomiaceae
Product: helix-loop-helix DNA-binding domain-containing protein
Exons: 2
Coding region: 383-1447 (354 amino acids)
Molecular function (GO): protein dimerization activity
Source: RefSeq, a predicted model, not a curated record